Oncorhynchus masou masou (cherry salmon) is the source of this 5349-nucleotide messenger RNA. Its product is annotated as scm-like with four MBT domains protein 1. Gene Ontology annotation, cellular component: nucleus. Lineage: Eukaryota; Metazoa; Chordata; Actinopteri; Salmoniformes; Salmonidae. The coding region runs from base 155 to 2743 and encodes 862 amino acids. The transcript is spliced from 21 exons. Gene Ontology annotation, biological process: negative regulation of DNA-templated transcription. Gene Ontology annotation, molecular function: histone binding; chromatin binding; transcription corepressor activity. The record is from RefSeq and is a predicted model, not a curated record.
GUUCGUGCCAUAUUGGAACGAGGCAGAGGACAGGAGAAAGACGGGGGUAACGUUUUAAAUUUACUUGGAAGAACUAGGAAAAGUUGGAUCAAAGUGGUUUUAGCUACUGCUAAUACAGUCUCCUGGGUGGUGUUGGGAACACAGUGGGGGCAUCAUGAACCCCGAGACACAGGAAUCUGGCGGCUCUGAACUGGAGUCUGACUUCAACUGGGAUGAAUAUCUGGAGGAGAAUGGAGUAUUGGCGGUUCCACAUCACGCCUUCAAACAUGUGGACCGUAGCCUGCAGACAGGGCUGGCUCCAGGGAUGAGUUUGGAGGUGUGUGUGCGUUCGGAGCCUGACCAACCCUACUGGGUGGCCACCAUCAUCACCACCUGUGGCCAACUGCUGCUGCUGCGCUACGAGGGUUACCACGACGACCGACGAGCAGACUUCUGGUGUGACAUCAUGAACUCUGACCUCCACCCUCUGGGCUGGAGCAGACAGCACAGGCAACCAAUGAGACCGCCUGAGGGUGUCCGUGAGAAACAUGCUGACUGGGAAGCUGUCCUAGAGGAGGCUCUGGCUCAGGGAGGGAGUGCACCAGCACACCUACUGGAGGGUGCCCAGACAGGGGGAGACCUGUUCCCCCUGGGGUUUUGUGUGGAGCUGCAGGACAGUGUAGACCCAGGGGUGGCCUGGGGGGCCCAGGUGGAGGACAACAUAGGGGGCCGGCUGUGUCUGCGCUACACUGGGACGGAGGGGCUCACUCAGUCACAGACCAGGCGCUGGGUAUUCUACCUGGACCCCCUCUUACACCCACCUGGCUGGGCUGAGGAAAACAGCUUCUCUCUCACCCCACCUGCUGUGCUUCGUGGUUUGCGCAGCGAGACAGAGUGGGAGGAGGUGAGAAAGAACAUUAGACAGCCUAAAGAAGAAGCCAUCAAUGAAGACUUCUUUAAGGACAGGCCAGUCCUCUCUCCUCACUGCUUCUCUGAGGGGAUGAAGUUAGAGGCAGUGGACCCCGCUGCCCCCUUCAACACCAGCCCAGCUACUGUCACCAAGGUGCUGAGCAACCAGUACUUCAGGGUGCAGAUGGACAGCCUGCAGGGAGACAGUGAAGGGGCGGGGCCUGGCUUAUCCUUACUCUGUCACUAUGGGAGCACCAGAAUCUUCCCUGCCCAAUGGAGCCUUAAAAAUGGGGUACCCCUCAGUCCCCCUCCAGGUUACCAGGGCCAGAACUUUGACUGGGCGGAUUACCUGAAACAGUGUGGAGCGGAAGGAGCGCCAGAGAGCUGUUUCCCCGUGGGGCAGAGUGAUCAUGAAUUUGUUGAGUCCAUGAGGCUGGAGGCGGUGAAUCCUGUCUCUCCUGAGCAAGUUCACGUGGCAACUGUAACCAGGGUCAGAGGUCAGCACAUCUGGUUGCAUCUGGAAGGGUUGAAGCAGCCUCUCCCUGACAUCAUCACUCAUGUGGACUCCCUGGACAUCUUUCCAGUCAGUUGGUGUGAGAGUAAUGGCUAUCCCCUCCAACACCCCUACAAACCUAGAGCUCAGAGGAAGAGCCAUGUGACCGUGGUGCAACCAGAGAAGCAAUCUCCACUUAAAGCCACGGCCCCUGAUGCAGCGAGGCAGCAGGAUCUGAACCAAUCGGAGAACGCAGCUCAGGGUAACGGGAAGUACAGCUGCCCAAAGAUCUAUUUCAACCACCGCUGUUUCUCUGGCCCCUACCUGAACAAGGGCCGUAUCGCUGAGCUGCCCCAAAGCAUUGGCCCUGGCAACUGUGUCCUGGUGCUGAAAGAGGUGUUGACUCUGCUGAUCAGCUCGGCCUACAAGCCCAGCCAGGUGCUGAGGGAGCUACAGCAGGACCCAGAGCUCAGGGGGCACGGCCAGGGAGAAACUCUGAAGGCCAAGUACAAAGGGAAGAGUUACCGGGCCACUGUGGGGAUUGCCCGUACAGCUGACCAGGUGGCUGAGUUCUGCAGGAAGACGUGUGUGAGGCUGGAGUGCUGCCCCAACCUGAUCGCACCUCACAUGGUGCUGGAAGACUGCUCGGAGGACUGCUCUCUUCUCACCAAGACCAAAUACACGCAUUACUAUGGUAAGCAGAAGACCAAGCGAAUCAGCCUUCCCCUUGGUGGUUACACCAACCUGGAGAGCAGCACCAAGCAGGGGAGCAGGAGGAAGAAGAAAAAGGCCCUAUUUGUCCACAAGAAGAAACACCUGUCUACCUCUGUAGACAGCACCCCUGCUGGCUCCCCACUGGCUAGUGGAGAAGAGGAGGACCUGGAUGAGGACUACUCUCUGAGUGAAGAGGACUCAGGCUCCGAGCCGCAGGAUGACUAUGAGGUAUCAGAGAGGAAGUCCCAGCCCCCCUCUCCCUCCCCCUGUCCCACCCCUACAGAACCUCGCCCCCGGGACAGACCCCGUCGCCAGCGCAGGAAACCCGCCCGCUCACCCUCCUACUCAGACGAUGAGAACGGGCCCACCUUACCUAAGAGUGGGCGGGUGGAGGUGCAGGAGAAGCUGCAUCUGGACAGCAGUCCUCUGGGCUGGAGCAUCACUGAUGUGACCCGUUUCAUCAGAACUACUGACUGUGCCCCGCUGGCACGCAUAUUCAGGGACCAGGAGAUAGAUGGCCAGGCCCUGCUGUUGCUGAGCCUGCCCACAGUACAGGAGUGUAUGGGGCUGAAGCUGGGCCCUGCCAUCAAACUGUGCCACCUUAUAGAGAGGGUUAAACUGACCUUUUACCAGCACUUUGCCAGCUGAGGAGUGUGUGUGUGCGUGUGUGUGCGUGUGUGUGGUUGGUCUCAAGCUUAUUACUAAGCCAUAUCACAUCCAGCGUUGUUGUAAUGUACAGUAUGUGCUGCUCCAGGAUGGACACAACUUAUAGCCUCAGCUGUUCACCCUGGAAUGUGACUGGAUUCUGUAUCUUUCAGGGAUUUCAUGUUUACAGUGCCUUCAGAAAGUAUUCACACCCCUUGACUUAUUGUACAUUUUGUUGUUUACAGGCUGAAUUCAUAAUGGGUUAAAUUGAUUUAUUUUCUCACCCAUUUACACACAAUACCCCAUAAUGACAAAUUUACAUUUUCAAGUAUUUUCACCCCUUAGUCAAUGUUAGAAUCAUCUUUGGCAGCGAUUACAGCUGUGAGUAUUUCUGGGUAAGUCUCUGGUUACGUCUAAAGGUUUUCCACACCUGUAUUGUUCAAUAUUUGUAAAUAUUUUUUUAUUUUAUUCUUUGGGUUCUGUCAGGUUGGUUGUUGAUCAUUGCUAGAUAACCUAUGGCAAGACUUGAAAAUGUCUUUCAGGCUCAUUUAAGUCAAAAUUGUAACUAGGCCACUCGAACAUUUAAUGUCAUCUUAGUAAGCAAUUCCAGUGUAUACAGUUGAAGUCGAAAGUUUACAUACACCUUAGCCAAAUACAUUUAAACUCAGUUUUUCACAAUUGCAGACAUUUAAUCCUAGUAACAAUUCCCUGUCUUAGGUUAGUUAGGAUCAUCACUUUAUUUUAAGAAUGUGAAAUGUCAGAAUAAUAGUAGAGAGAAUUAUUUAUUUCAGCUUUUAUUUCUUUCAUCACAUUCCCAGGGGGUCAGAAGUUUAUAUACACUCAAUUAGUAUUUGGUAGCAUUGCCUUUAAAUUGUUUAACUUGGGUCAAAUGUUUCGGGUAGUCUUCCACAAGCUUCCCACAAUAAGUUGGGUGAAUUUUGGCCUAUUCCUCCUGACAGAGCUGGUGUAACUGAGUCAGGUUUGUAGGCCUCCUUGCUAGCACACACUUUUUCAGUUUUGCCCACAAAUGUUCUAUGGGAUUGAGGUCAGGGCUUUGUGAUGGCCACUCCAAUACAUUGACUUUGUUGUCCUUAAGCCAUUUUGCCACAACUACACUUGGGGUCAUUGUCCAUUUGGAAGACCCAUUUGCGAUCAAGCUUUAAGUUCCUGACUGAUGUCUUGAGAUGUUGCUUCAAUAUAUCCACAUAAUGUUCCUCCCUCAUGAUGCCAUCUAUUUUGUGAAGUGCACCAGUCCCUCCUGCAGCAAAGCACCCCACGACAUGAUGCUGCCACCCCCAUGCUUCACGGUUGGGAUGGUGUUCUUCGACUUGCAAGCCUCCCCCUUUUUCCUCCAAACAUAACGAUGGUCAUUAUGGCCAAAGAGUUCUAUUUUUGUUUCAUCAGACCAGAUGACAUUUCUCCAAAAAGUAUGAUCUUUGUUCCCAUGUGCAGUUGCAAACUGUAGUCUGGCUUUUUUAUGGCGGUUUUGGAGCAGUGGCUUCUUCCUUGCUGAGCGGUCUUUCAGGUUAUGUCGAUAUAGGACUCAUUUUACUGUGGAUAUAGAUACUUUUGUACCCGUUUCCACCAGCAUCUUCACAGGGUCCUUUGCUGUUGUUCUGGGAUUGAUUUGCACUUUUCGCACCAAAGUACGUUCAUCUCUAGGAGACAGAACACGUCUCCUUCCUGAGCGAUAUGACGGCUGUGUGGUCCCAUGGUGUUUAUAUUUGCGUACUAUUGUUUGUACAGAUGAAUGUGAUACCUUCAGGCGUUUGGAAAUUACUCCCAAUGAGGAACCAGACUUGUGGAUGUCUACAAUGUUUUUUCUGAGGUCUUGUCUGAUUUGUUUUGAUUUUCCCAUGAUGUCAAGCAAAUAGGCACUGAGUUUGAAGGUAGGCCUUGAAAUACAUCCACAGGUACACCAACAAUUGACUCAAAUUAUGUCAAUUAGCCUAUCAGAAGUUUUUAAAGCCAUGACAUCAUUUUCUGUAAUUUUCCAAGCUGUUUAAAGGUUACAGUCAACUGAGUGUAUGUAUUCUUCUGACCCACUGGUAUUGUGAUACAGUGAAUUAUAAGUUAAAUAAUCUUAAAUAAUUGUUGGAAAAAUUACUUGUGUCAUGCACAAAGCAGAUGUCCUAACCGACUUGCCAAAACUAUAGUUUGCUAACAAGAAAUUUGUGGAGCAGUUUUAAUGACUCCUACCGAAGUGUAUGUAACCUUCCGACUUCAACUGUAUAUGGUCUUGUGUUUUAGAUUAUUGUCCUGCUGAAAGGUGAAUUUGUCUCCCAGUGUCUAUUGGAUAGCAGACUAAUCCAUGUUUUCCUCUAGGGUUUUGCCUGUGCUUAGCUCAAUUCCAUUUAUUUGUAUCCCUAAAAAUACGGCUUUCUUCGUUUCACACUGUCAUUUAGGUUAGUAUUGUGGAGUAACUACAAUGUUGUUGAUCCAUCCUCAGUUUUCUCCUAUCACAGCCAUUAAACUAACUGUUUUAACCUCUAGCGUCGAGCAAUCCCGUAUCCGGGAGCGUAAUCAUAGCCUCAAGCUCAUUAGCAUAACGCAAUGUUAACUAUUCAUGAAAAUCGCAAAUGAAAUUAAAUAAAUAUAUUGGCUCACAA